AUGCAGGUUUUCGACGUAACAGAUUACGCGACUAGAUUCGCGGGGAAGAGUAGCGCUAUCAAACGGCCCAGGGAAAUCACAUACUUUUCAUACGACGACAAUCACACUCUAAGACACGAUGAAUCCUCGCUCCGAUAUUAUUACACUCCAGACUUGAAUGCCGAUUUAAGUCGGGGAUAUAGCACUUUUGUGAAGCAUGAUGAUUCGGUGGAUGAGCAUUUGGAUAGUCUGUUAGAUGCGCUGGUGGAACUAGAGAAGAAGGAAGGGAAACCUUCAACCGAAGGGGUCCAUUUUGUUACUUGGAGGGGGAUGAUGACCAAGAUCAUGACGGUACCGUUCUUGGAAGAUGGCUUUGAAAUGAACGCUGUCUUUCACGAAGGGACAAUUUUUAUCGAAGAGAAUAAUCUCUAUAAACAGUCCACGAGAGGAUUUCAGGAUGAACGGGGGGCUAGGAUGUCAUUCUGGGGAUACAAAUUCGAGACUCUGGCGACGCUAUCCAAACCAUGGGAUGAUGCUACAAGAGAAGAGAUAGAAGGUCGUCCGAAUGAAAUUGUCAACAAUAAGGCACAGUACUGUAGUAUUGUCCAAACGGGCUUCGGCGACAGCGGCAUAAUAAUCGCCGGGGAGGUGGAUGCGAUUUGGGACUGCCGUCCAAUGAACCCCGCCAACCCGAUCCACUACGUAGAGCUAAAGACCAGCCGCCAGGUCACCUCUGCGAACCAACAAAUCAACUUCGAAAAGAAACUCCAACGCUUCUGGGCCCAGUCUUUCCUUCUGGGAGUUCCCAAGAUCAUCAUAGGGUAUAGGGAUGACCAUGGGAUUUUAAAGAACGUGGAGAUCAAAGAAACACAGGGGAUUCCGACGGAGAUUAGGAAAUCGCAUGUUGCCCAAGGAUUAGGGCCGCCACCUUGGAACGGUAAUGUGGCUAUUAACUUCACUACUGCAUUUCUAGAGUGGUUGAAGGGUGUACUUGCAGGGAAGGAUGGGCUGUGGAGGAUCAGAUAUCAGCAAAGGGGUAGUCGGAUUGAAGUCUUUCAAGUCCAAGAAUCUGGGAAUGCUGGGGUGCUUACAGACCGUUUUUUGGCGUGGAGAAGAGAAUUACGAGAAAAGCCCCUAGUAGCGCAAUCCGGUAAACUCGAUUUAGAGACCGAGACCGAGACCGGCGAGGCCGGUAUAUGA
Orbilia oligospora ATCC 24927 is the source of this 1179-nucleotide messenger RNA. RefSeq lists its product as uncharacterized. The transcript has 9 exons. Gene Ontology annotation, biological process: nuclear-transcribed mRNA catabolic process; NAD-cap decapping. Gene Ontology annotation, molecular function: mRNA 5'-diphosphatase activity. The record is from RefSeq and is a predicted model, not a curated record. Gene Ontology annotation, cellular component: cytosol; nucleus. Lineage: Eukaryota; Fungi; Ascomycota; Orbiliomycetes; Orbiliales; Orbiliaceae. The coding region runs from base 1 to 1179 and encodes 392 amino acids.